Zophobas morio is the source of this 2585-nucleotide messenger RNA. RefSeq names its product ATP-dependent RNA helicase DHX8-like. Gene Ontology annotation, biological process: spliceosomal complex disassembly. The record is from RefSeq and is a predicted model, not a curated record. The coding region runs from base 174 to 2585 and encodes 803 amino acids. Gene Ontology annotation, cellular component: intracellular anatomical structure; catalytic step 2 spliceosome. Gene Ontology annotation, molecular function: RNA helicase activity; ATP binding; RNA binding. The transcript has 25 exons. Lineage: Eukaryota; Metazoa; Arthropoda; Insecta; Coleoptera; Tenebrionidae.
CAGCUCCAUCUUCAGUCAGAGCAAAAAAUUUUGGUAGCUUUUUUACCGGAAUUUCUACUCUUCCGGAAGGUUUUAAGCUAAAAGACGCCAAAUCUGGUCGAAAAAGGCGCACUGAUAAUGAAGAAUGGGUUCUUAAACAGCUUCGAUCGGCUGGAGUUUUACAGCCAGAUUAUAUGGACGUUGAGGAUAACCAACUUUUUGAUCCUGAUGAAGAUCUGGAAGCCGAGGAAGAUAUUGAAAUUAUCCGCGUUGAAGAAGAGCCGCCGUUUUUAGCGGGCCAAACUAAACUUUCCAUCAAUUUGUCUCCAGUAAAAAUAGUGAGGUGUGAAGGCCACAUGGCUCAUGCCGCCAUGACUCAAACGGCUUUAUCAAAAGAAAGAAGAGAAGUACGAGAAGCACAAAAACUCGCCGAAAUGGAUGCUAUUAAGGAAAGAGAUAUUAAUAAGGCUUGGCAUGACCCCACGGCUUCCGCCGACGACCGCGUAUUGGCUCACGGGACCAAAGAGCAGAUAUUCCGCUCCAACGAGAUGCCCGCGUGGAAAAAAGCGGCACAUGGGGAUAAAACAAUGAGUUACGGGAAAAUAACAAGUUUAAGUAUAUUAGAACAACGCCAGUCGCUCCCUAUUUUUACUUUACGGGAAAAACUUCUUCAAGCCGUCGAUGAAAAUCAAGUUUUGGUUGUUAUUGGUGAAACGGGUUCCGGAAAAACGACGCAAAUGACACAAUAUAUGAUGGAGGCCGGCUAUUCGCUCUCCAGAAAAAUCGGCUGCACCCAACCACGAAGAGUCGCCGCCAUAUCCGUCGCGAAGCGCGUGUCUGAGGAGGUUGGCUGUCGCUUGGGCGUUGAAGUCGGUUAUACAAUUCGUUUUGAAGACUGCACUUCUCCUGAAACUAAAAUAAAAUACAUGACGGACGGUAUGCUUUUGAGAGAAUGUUUACUUGAUAAGAAGUUGUCUCAGUAUUCCGUUCUUAUGCUUGACGAGGCGCAUGAGCGGACUAUUAACACAGACGUUUUGUUUGGCUUGUUAAAGAAUGUUGUUAAAGAAAGACCGGAUUUAAAGUUAAUUGUUACUUCUGCUACUCUUGACGCGGAGAAGUUUUCAAGUUACUUUUUUAGUUGCCCCAUUUUUACUAUUAAAGGGCGCACAUUUCCUGUAGAAAUUUUAUAUUCAAGAGAACCAGAAGAAGAUUAUUUGGAUGCUGCGCUUAUCACAGUUAUGCAAAUCCACUUGAAUGAGCCACCCGGUGAUAUCCUCGUAUUUUUGACUGGUCAGGAAGAGAUUGACACGUCCUGCGAGAUUCUUUAUGAGCGUAUGCAAGCGUUGGGUCCCAAAGUCCCAGAACUCGUUAUUCUUCCUGUUUAUUCUGCCCUUCCGAGUGAAAUGCAAACACGAAUCUUUGAGCCUGCAGUCCCCGGCUCUCGUAAAGUUAUAUUGGCCACUAAUAUAGCAGAAACUUCACUAACAAUUGACGGUAUUUAUUAUGUGGUUGAUCCCGGCUUUGUAAAACAAAAAGUAUACAACCCAAAAUCGGGCGUAGACGCGUUGGUCGUUACUCCAAUAUCUCAGGCGCAGGCCCGCCAACGGGCUGGACGGGCAGGAAGAACUGGCGUUGGCAAAUGCUACCGUUUAUAUACUGAAGCUGCGUAUCGUAACGAAAUGCUACAAACGGCAGUGCCUGAACUUCAACGGACCAAUCUCUGCUCAACUGUUUUAAGUUUGAAAGCGAUGGGCAUUAACGAUUUGUUAUCUUUCGACUUUAUGGAUCCGCCUCCCGCCUCGACUUUAAUAAGUGCGAUGGAGCAGCUUUACUCGCUUUCUGCUUUGGACGAUGAAGGCUUAUUAACGCGUCUCGGCAGAAAAAUGGCAGAAUUUCCUUUGGAGCCUCCACUAUCGAAAAUGUUGAUUCAAAGUGUUGAGUUGCAGUGCAGUGAAGAAAUUUUAACGAUAGUUGCUAUGCUAACUAUCCAGGCCGUAUUCUAUAGGCCAAAGGAUAAGCAAGCUUUAGCUGAUAGCCGGAAGGCCAGGUUUCACCAACCUGAAGGCGAUCAUCUAACUUUAUUAACGGUCUACAAUUCGUGGAAAAACAACAAGUUUUCCAACAUGUGGUGCCACGAAAAUUUUUUACAAGCGAGAAGUUUACGACGCGCACAAGAUGUUCGUAAGCAACUUCUCAGUAUUAUGGACAGAUAUAAACUCAACGUUUUGUCCUGCGGAACAAACUUUAACAAAGUUCGUCAGUGCAUAUGCAGCGGCUUUUUCCGGCACGCAGCUAAGAAAGACCCGCAAGAAGGUUAUAUGACUUUAGUGGACAACCAACACGUUUAUAUUCAUCCGUCCUCUUCAUUAUACCAACGUCAGCCGGAAUGGGUUGUUUAUCACGAGCUUGUUUUAACUACAAAAGAAUACAUGCGGGAAGUGACAGCUGUGGAGCCUCAAUGGUUUGUGAUUUUUGCGCCUUCCUUUUUCAAGAUUGCCGACCCAACUCACUUGUCUAAAGCUAAAAGACAGCAGAAGAUCGAGCCGCUUUACAAUCGUUACGAAGAGCCAAACUCGUGGCGAAUUAGCCGACUAAGAACUCACUAA